Ziziphus jujuba (common jujube) is the source of this 2409-nucleotide messenger RNA. RefSeq names its product ABC transporter G family member 5. Gene Ontology annotation, molecular function: ATP hydrolysis activity; ATP binding; ABC-type transporter activity. Lineage: Eukaryota; Viridiplantae; Streptophyta; Magnoliopsida; Rosales; Rhamnaceae. The record is from RefSeq and is a predicted model, not a curated record. Gene Ontology annotation, cellular component: membrane. The transcript has a single exon. Bases 187 to 2184 code for a protein of 665 amino acids.
CCCUUUGCAUAUAUACCACUCAUGGUUUCACAAGUUGGAAUUUGACUUGAGCUCAGUGCUAUCGAUUUAAUAUACAUUUAUAUCCCAAUAUAUAUAAAAAUAAAUUAUAAAAAGACAAAUAAAAUUGCAGUAAUCCUUAUUUACUACCCAAGAGCUUAGCUUGAGAGAGAGCUCAUGAGCCAGUAAAUGAAAACAGACAGAGAAACAGCUUCUUCAAUGAAGAAACAAGGCUGUGAGAUUGAGGCAAUUGGAAUCAAUUACAAGAUCCACAACAAAAACAAAAAUCAUUGUUCUUUUAAGAUCUUGACCAAAGAGCCACACCCCCUCCAUAAUCAUAUUCAAGCAGUUGAUCCAGAGCCAGAGCCAGAACCAGAAGAUGUUCAUCAUCAGCAAGCCUCAAAACUUGAUCAAAAAGUACAAGAACCAAGCUUCAGCCAUGGAGUCAGGCAUGUCCUAAAGGACGUGGACUGCAGAGCAAAACCAUGGGAAAUCCUCGCGAUUGUCGGUCCAAGUGGCGCUGGGAAAUCAUCUCUGCUGGAAAUCCUAGCUGGGAAACUCACCCCACAAAGCGGUUCAAUCUUUGUCAAUGAGAAACCAGUAGACAAAGCUCAGUUCAACAAGACUUCUGGCUAUGUCACACAGAAAGAUACCCUUUUUCCUCUGCUUACAGUGGAAGAAACACUAAUGUUUAGCGCCAAGCUAAGGUUGAGGGUUCCUCCGCAUCAACUAAGCUCCAAGGUGAAGUCUCUCAUGGAAGAACUCGGCUUGAGUCAUGUCGCCGGAACUCGUGUUGGAGAUGAAAGAGUUCGAGGCAUUUCUGGCGGCGAAAGGCGGCGAGUUUCCAUUGGACUGGAUGUCAUUCAUGAUCCUAAAGUACUAAUUCUCGAUGAACCAACUUCAGGCCUCGACAGUACUUCUGCACUUCAGAUCAUAGAUAUGCUGAAAACCAUGGCGGAAACCAGAGGGCGAACUAUAAUUCUGAGUAUUCAUCAGCCCGGGUUUAGGAUCGUGAAGUUGUUCAACUCAAUUCUUUUGCUGGCAGAUGGUUCCGUUUUACACCAUGGGACAGUGGAUCAACUGGGUUUGAAUCUAAGGCUUAUGGGUCUGGAGCUUCCUCUUCAUGUAAACGUUGUCGAAUUCGCCAUCGACUCGAUCGAAACCAUUCAACAAUCUCAGCAAGCUCUUCACCAAGAAACGCUUCCACAAUUGCCUUCCUCAACUACACAGCACAAGAAAGGAGAUAAGUUCACUCUGCAGCAGCUCUUCCACCAAUCCAAGGUCAUUGAUGAAGAAAUCAUCAGUUCGGGAAUUGAUUUUCCUCAAGACUUCGCAAAUUCGAGGUUGAGAGAAACAGUGAUUCUCACUCAUAGAUUCUCAAAGAACAUUUUCCGAACCAAAGAACUUUUUGCAUGCAGGACCAUCCAGAUGUUAAUCUCGGGGCUUGUCUUGGGAUCCAUCUUUUAUGAUCUUAAGGAUGAUUUAACAGGCACUGAAGAAAAGGUUGGUCUAUUUGCUUUCAUUCUAACUUUUCUGUUAUCUUGCACUACUGAAGCUUUACCAAUCUUUCUUCAAGAGAGGGAGAUCCUGAUGAAAGAGACAGCUUGUGGGAGUUACAGAGUUUCUUCUUAUGCAAUUGCCAAUGGAUUAGUUUAUUUGCCAUUUCUACUCAUUUUGGCAAUCUUGUUCACAAUUCCGCUAUACUGGCUCGUUGGAUUGAACCACAAUUUCAUGGCCUUCCUACAUUUCUUGCUGUUAAUCUGGUUGAUAUUAUAUACAGCAAACUCAGUUGUGGUAUGUUUCAGUGCUUUAGUGCCUAAUUUCAUAGUUGGAAACUCUAUUAUUUCUGGUGUUAUGGGAUCUUUCUUUCUGUUCUCUGGCUACUUCAUAUCAAAACAUGGAAUUCCAAAAUACUGGAUUUUCAUGCAUUAUAUAUCUCUGUUCAAGUAUCCAUUUGAAGGGUUUCUGAUAAAUGAGUUCUCAAAGUCAGGGAAGUGUCUGGAGUACUUGUUUGGGAAAUGUAUGGUUACAGGGGAAGAUGUUCUUAGAGAAGAAGGAUAUGGUGAAGAAAGCAGGUGGAGGAAUGUGAUGGUGAUGGUGUCCUUCAUUUUGGUUUACAGGUUUAUUUCUUAUGUAAUUCUUAGAUUUAGAUGCACCCAGAAGGGAUUAAAGGAUGCCCUUCUUUAGAUCAGAAGGGAUUAAAGGACGCCCUUCUUUAGAAAAUUGAAAGUAUGAAACUCUGUUUUUCUUUUCUCUCUCUUUCACGAGUGUAUUAGAUGGCUCACAUGUCUUUGGAAUUUACUUACUAUAGCAUUAGCAUCCAAAAGAAAUAUCAUAAUUAAAAAAUGGGCCAAAAAAAAAAAAGAAAAACUUUUGUCAGCAGUAGCGCUAUUUGCUAGGUAGAUUUGUUUC